Molecule: messenger RNA, 1071 nt
Organism: Haliotis rufescens (red abalone)
Lineage: Eukaryota; Metazoa; Mollusca; Gastropoda; Lepetellida; Haliotidae
Product: myb-like protein F
Exons: 2
Coding region: 1-1071 (356 amino acids)
Source: RefSeq, a predicted model, not a curated record
AUGGUGAAACCAACGUGGACGGAUCACUACCAGGAUAACAAGGAGAGCAACCUGCAGCACUACCAGGAUAACAAGGAGAGCGAUCUGCAGCACUACCAGGAUAACAAGGAGAACAACCUGCAGCACUACCAGGAUAACAAGGAGAGCAACCUGCAGCACUACCAGGAUAACAAGGAGAGCGAUCUGCAGCACUACCAGGAUAACAAGGCGAGCAACCUGCAGCACUACCAGGAUAACAAGGCGAGCAACCUGCAGCACUACCAGGAUAACAAGGAGAGCAACCUGCAGCACUACCAGGAUAACAAGGCGAGCAACCUGCAGCACUACCAGGAUAACAAGGCGAGCAACCUGCAGCACUACCAGGAUAACAAGGCGAGCAACCUGCAUCGCUGCAAGGAUAACAAAGAGAGCAACCUGCACCACUAUCAAGAUAACAAAGAGAGCAACCUGCACCACUAUCAAGAUAACAAAGAGAGCAACCUGCAGCACUACCAGGAUAACAAGGAGAGCAACCUGCACCACUAUCAAGAUAACAAAGAGAGCAACCUGAGACGCUACCAGGAUAACAAAGACAGCAACCUGCAUUGCUGCAAGGAUAGCAAGGCGAGCAACCUGCAUCGCUGCAAGGAUAACAAGGAGAGCAACCUGCAUCACUACCAAGAUAACAAAGAGAGCAACCUGCAUCGCUGCAAGGAUAACAAGGCGAGCAACCUGCAUCGUUGCAAGGAUAACAAGGAGAGCAACCUGCAGUACUACCAGGAUAACAAGGAGAGAAACCUGCAUCGCUACCAGGAUAGCAAGGAGAGAAACCUGCAUCGCUACCAGGAUAGCAAGGAGAGAAACCUGCAUCACUACCAGGAUAACAAGGAGAGCAACCUGCAUCGCUACCAGGAUAGCAAGGAGAGCAACCUCCAUCGCUACCAGGAUAGCAAGGAGAGCAACCUGCUUCGCUACCAGGAUAACGAGGAGAGCAACCUGCAUCACUACCAGGAUAACAAGGAGAGCAACCUGCAUCGCUGCAAGAAUAACAAGGGGAGCAACCUGCAGCACUUCCAGGCAACCAGGAUUUGA